CCAGCAUCUCAAGCCAUGGAACCAUGGGAAUUACCACGGCUUGCCCACGACAAGUAUAAAGAUCGCACAGACAUCGCGUUGAUUCAAUACCGGUUUCGCGGUCUAGAGAUGAGUACCAUGAAAAUUUGCGCUACUUUGAGCAUACUAAUGUGUGUGAUGUUCUUGGCCUUGGCCAAGCCGCCGUUGCCACCAGGAGGUCUGAAUUAUAUAAAUUGCACGCGCCCCAACGAGUACUACAACUGUGGAAGCGCCUGUCAGACGGAAUGUGCUACCCUUGGCCAAGUUUGUCCCAUAGUCAACUUUAGGUGUAAUGAUGCUUGUUACUGCAUUGAGGGGUACGCCAGGAACGAGAAGGGCGAUUGCAUUCCGCAGUCGGAAUGCAAGAAAUGAGUGACAAGUGUUGGGUUUCUUUAAUAAAAACUGAAUGAAAAUUGUACCUUCAUUGUGCUGUGGUCUAGCUAAAAGAGCUUAAAACUUCGAAGUAAAACCUAACAAAUA
Messenger RNA from Zophobas morio, 498 nucleotides. RefSeq names its product inducible metalloproteinase inhibitor protein-like. The coding region runs from base 16 to 390 and encodes 124 amino acids. The transcript is spliced from 2 exons. Lineage: Eukaryota; Metazoa; Arthropoda; Insecta; Coleoptera; Tenebrionidae. The record is from RefSeq and is a predicted model, not a curated record.